CCGUGGACCUACCUAGGACUCCAGAUCCGUGAGCGGACCAUCGUGCCCCAGCAGCUGAGCAUCAAAGAUGACCCCAAGACCCUGCGGGACUUGCAUCAGCUCUGUGGGUCCAUCAACUGGAUACGCCCUCUGCUUGGGGUAACAACAGAAGUCCUUGCACCCCUCUUCAACCUGCUCCGUGGCAGUGAGGCCCUCGAUUCACCACGCUCCCUCACGCCGGAGGCUCGAGAAUCCAUCACCAAGGUCCAGGAGGCCCUGUCUUCACGGCAAGCCCACCGCUAUGAGCCCAGCCUGCCCUUCCAGCUGGUUGUCCUGGAAAAUGGAGAGCAAAACCGUCCUUGAGUUCCUGAUGUCCCUGAUUAUCUGGAUGCUCCUGAAAACAUCAGCUGUGGAUGCCUGGCUAGUAGCACAGCCCCAGGAGAACGUGUGGAUCACCCUCGCAAAGACACUCCAACAAGACCACAUGUGCUUGUCCAUGGGCAGCGCCACCAACCCUCUGUCAUCCUGCCUGGUAGGGAUUCCUUUAAAGCCCCAUGAAUAUCCUUUCACAGGGAAAGAACCCAACCCAGUAGACACUUGGGAUGAGUGGACAAAGAUCUUGCCCCAUGCACCAGAGGAACCCCAGGAAUUAGAGCUUUUGGGAUCCUCCAAAGCUGCCUACUGCAUAAAUUUUAAUUAUCACCCAGUAGCCAAUGCAUGGCCUGCCUCGAAAUACCAAAAGGCAAUUAAAUCAAGGAAAAAUGUGACUCCCAACAGUAAAAUUUACAGUCAGUCCAAAUGGUGCAAUUACACCAGCAGCACACGAUCCACCUCCUCUCACUAUCCCAGAGUGCUGCCCCGGGGAGUGUUCUUGAUCUGUGGGGAUAGAGUGUGGGCAGGAAUCCCUUCCCGACUCCGGGGAGGUCCUUGCACGCUUGGACAGCUUACCAUCCUCACUCCAAAUUCAACUCUAAUAAAUGAUUGGCUGAAAAAGAAUGAAUUGGCCCACCAAAAGAAAGAUCUCACACAAUUAGAUGAAAAAUGUGAUAACCAAAUUAAAGAUCGGUCCUACACGAAGAAGAUAGUGAUGUCAGCAUUUUUGCCGUGGGCAGCUGCUGCUAAAGCCCUUGGUGAGCCUUCUCACCUGGAGUGUUGGCUUGGUAAGCAGGCCAACCGGACCUCCUCUGUCCUGAGCGACCUCCUGACAGAUGAAGAAACUGUUAGGCAUGCUACGCUACAAAACCGAGCUGCCAUAGACUUUCUGCUCCUGGCCCAUGGACACGGCUGUGAAGAAUCAGAUGGUUUAUGCUGCUUUAACCUCUCCAGCCCCAGUGAAGGCAUCCACGCCCGCAUCCAGAGACUCCAACAUGCAGUCCAAAAACUCCAGGCUGAAAAGGAGCCCCAGUGGCUUGAAGACCUUUUUGUGAGCUGGGGACUCGAGAGAUGGGUUGCCUCCGUUCUCAAGAACAUUUGUUGGGUUUUCUUGAUUGUUAUUAUCUUCCUAAGUAUGUUUUCAUGUUUUAAGAAGCUAUCAGCUAACUCUCUAGGGGAUGCCUUUUUAAUAAAUAAAGAAGUGGGAGUUGUGGGUGCGGAGGAGCCCGCUGGGCCCGAGAUACUGGCCCUCCCCUGGAGAGGAGAUACUUCUCUGUAAGAGCGACACAAUGUCGCUCCCAGGGGUCUUUGAGUUAGUUAUGUUAAACUGUUGUG
Molecule: messenger RNA, 1686 nt
Organism: Poecile atricapillus (Black-capped chickadee)
Lineage: Eukaryota; Metazoa; Chordata; Aves; Passeriformes; Paridae
Exons: 2
Coding region: 281-1630 (449 amino acids)
Source: RefSeq, a predicted model, not a curated record